Messenger RNA from Diaporthe citri, 1203 nucleotides. RefSeq lists its product as uncharacterized. Gene Ontology annotation, molecular function: oxidoreductase activity. Lineage: Eukaryota; Fungi; Ascomycota; Sordariomycetes; Diaporthales; Diaporthaceae. The transcript has 3 exons. The coding region runs from base 1 to 1203 and encodes 400 amino acids. The record is from RefSeq and is a predicted model, not a curated record.
AUGGCACCAGGAGCACUCAUUGAUGAGCCGGUCAACACCGCCGCCAUCCGCUCCAAGAACUCCGAUGCCCCAAGAGACAUCUUCCCAGACGGCAUCAGGACGUCAGGCCAGCAUCCUCCUAUCUAUGAUCAGCUGAAGCCAUACUCCGAGUUCCCCAAGGAGAUCACCGGCCCGACGCUAUGGCGGAAGGAGGACUACGUCAACAACCCAGAGAAAUGGAUCCACCCCUUCACGGACGAGGAGGUUCAGGAGCUGAGUGACACCGCCGACCGGUUUAUCGAGGCCGGUAUUCCCCUGACUGGCAUCACUAAAGAGAACUUCCCGCUGCCCAAGCUAGGCAAGGUCCUCCAGGCCCUGCGGGACGACCUCCUCAACGGCAAGGGCUUCAUCCUCUUCAAGCGCUUCCCGGCCGGCGAGUGGGGCCCGCACAAGAACGCGGUGGCGUACAUGGGGCUGGGCACGUACAUCGGGUACUUCAUCUCGCAGAACGGGCGGGGCCACGUGCUGGGCCACGUCAAGGACGUGGGCGACGACCCGACGCAGAUCGACCGGGUGCGCAUCUACCGGACGACGGCGCGGCAGUUCUUCCACGCGGACCCGGGCGACAUCGUGGGGCUGCUGUGCGUGCACCGCGCGCAGGAGGGCGGCGAGAGCGACAUCGUCUCCAUCCACAACGUCUGGAACACGCUGCAGGCCGAGCACCCGGACGUCGCCGAGCUGCUGGCCCAGCCCGUGUGGUACUUUGACCGCAAGGGCGAGGUCAGCGAGGGCGAGGAGGAGUGGAUCCGCACGUCCGUCUUCUACCUCGAGCCCCGCGGCAAGGGCCGCGUCUACUGCAAGUGGGACCCCUACUUCGUCAAGAGCCUGACGCGCUUCUCCGACAAGGGUGUCAUCCCGCCCCUGAGCGAGGCCCAGUGGAGGGCCCUGACCAUCCUCGAGGAGACGUGCCAGCGGCUGGCGCUGCACAUGGUCCUCGAGGUCGGCGACAUCCAGUUCGUCAGCGACGCGCACCUGCUGCACGCCCGGACGGCUUACACAGACUUCCCCCCACCACACCCUCGCCGUCACCUACUGCGGCUGUGGCUUGCCACGCCAGAGUCCGAGGGAGGAUGGGCGCUGCCUUUCCACGACAGUGAUGAGAAGAAGCGCGGUGGCAUCCAGGUCAACAACAAGCCUCCGAUAUGCCCUCUAGACGCCGAGUAG